AGUCAUUUCUUUUUUUGUGGAAUUAAAACAUGCAGCCCGGAUGGAAUGAGUGUCUACAUGGCUCAUGCUCUCCGACGUAUAUCGUAUGCCACGUGUGAUCCGCAGCAUUGUCAGUUUUCCGUUUUGGCACGAGAACCCAAAGGUCAUUUCAGUUUACAAUACUGUCACUCAUUUCUCACUGAUACCCCGCAAGAGGCUGAAGAACUAAGUACAUUGGUGGGUAGUGCUUUUCGUAUGGCCUACGCCCAACAACUACAGCGCCAGCAACCUUCUUCAUUCCACGACUUGAUCAGUCGACAGUUGGAGCAGCAGCGCCAGCCGUGGCACACAUCUGACACUGCAGAAACGACAGACAACAAAGCUACUGCCGUCAGCGGUGCUGGUAACAGCUUGAUGACGGGUUCUCCCUUACUGGGAAAGGAGGCAACGGCGAAUGAUGUAAUAUCAUCAUCUAGGCAAUGGGCAAAGAAGAUAGUAGGGAAAACACGCCAUAAUGACCCAUUAAUCAGCAGCGUUUUAGAACUCAACACAUCAUCUAACCCCGACAUGGACAUUGUGACUACUAAUAAUGGAACAUUCCACGACUCUGCACAUCCCUCUUCUUCAGGAUCAUCAUCUCCAACAUUCCUCGGUAGGAACAGUAACUUUUCUUUGGCUCUACAAGUUACAACUUCCGUAACGAACGGUGACGCAACAAGCGGUGAUCUGUGGUCUCCAAGUAGCAGCGAAGAUAACAAUUCUCCUACAGAACUGAACACGUGGAAGCAGAUGAAAGAAAAACCACCCCUGCUGAAAACAGUAGACGUUGGAGAAAAAUCUGAUGGAAAAGUAAUGAGUCAUAAUCGUCCUCUGUCGGGGGGUUACGUUAACGAAGCUUCAAAUUGGGAAGGAAAAAACAGUCAAGAGAUUAAUCCACUCUCUCCUAAGAAAAAUAGCUUCCAACUGUGUAGAACGAGCCAGUUACCGACGGCACCAGCCACUGAUGAAGAAAGUCUAUUGGAACUCUCUAGUGAUUUCAGCAGUAAGAGGUCAUCUCAGUCUUCUUGUGACCACAGUGCACCCUCUCUUUCCGAUUCUGUGGUAUCGGGGGACGAUAAAUCAGAAUCAGUAGGAUGUAGAGGAAAACGAAUAAGUCAUAGCAGUAGUAACAGCAGCACACCACCCCCACCUCCACCGGAAAGAUACGAUUCUCUUCACGCUCAGAUGUCUGAAGAGAAAGAACUUAAGGGUGCACCUUGGUUCCAAGCAGGAAUACCGAGGGAAAUAGCGUUGGAAGUGUUGGCUCAAGAGCCUGUAGGAUCUUUUAUGGUGAGAGAAAGCACGAGUAAACCAGGAUGCUAUGCUUUGUCUCUGCGAGUGCCUAGAGAUUUCCACCCAUCCGGAAUUGCCCAUUAUCUUAUCAUGAGAACAAAUCGAGGUUACAAGAUCAAGGGUUUCACCAAAGAAUUCAGCACAUUGACUGCACUCAUUACUCACCAUUCCGUCAUGCCAGAGUUAUUGCCAUGUCCUCUUUGUUUAUCUCGAUAUAAUCCAACAUUCCGUAAAUUGGACUCAUCUCAGGACAUGGUGGACAUCGACGAAGAUCCAGAUUACAAUUUACUUGCCGAUUUUCGUAAAAUGAUGGCGGAUUUAGAUGCAUGAUACCUGCACUAUCCGUAAUAACAAUUAUAGGUUUUUGUACAGGAAGCUAUUUUAAUGGCAUAAAUAUAAAUAUAUAAAUAUAAAUAUAUAUAUAUAUAUAUAAAAGUGCUUUCUUG
Molecule: messenger RNA, 1757 nt
Organism: Centruroides sculpturatus (bark scorpion)
Lineage: Eukaryota; Metazoa; Arthropoda; Arachnida; Scorpiones; Buthidae
Product: tensin-2-like
Exons: 9
Coding region: 46-1641 (531 amino acids)
Source: RefSeq, a predicted model, not a curated record